This is a messenger RNA of Funneliformis geosporum, 1440 nucleotides long. NCBI's taxonomy places the organism in Eukaryota, Fungi, Glomeromycota, Glomeromycetes, Glomerales, Glomeraceae. The record is from the annotation of a GenBank genome assembly.
AUGAAUAACCCUAAUGGAGGUGCUAAUCCUUCUUUCUGCGAUCGAUCUCAUAAUAACCAGACCUUAGAAGAUAAUUUACCAUCUGCUACUUUACCGGUUGCUGAGAUAUUAUCGGUAGUUGAUAGUACAUCAAAUUCGAAUAUGGAUCCUGUAAAUUGGUCGAAAACGAAGAAAUAUUUUAUCGUUGCAAUGAUUUCUUAUGCUGGAAUGAUUACAGGAAUUUCGUCAUCAAUGUUAUACCCCGCAUUAUCAAAUAUUCGAGAAGAAUUUGAUAUUAAUGAAUUUCUAGCAAAUAUUUUAGUUUCGAUUUAUCUCGUAUUUCUAGGAAUUUCGCCACUCGGUUGGGCAUCGUAUUCUGAUGCAUUUUCGACUAGGCGCAAGGUUUAUUUGACCUCUUAUGUGUUAUAUGUCAGUGCAUCUUUAGCAUGUGCUUGGUCAAAUAGUAUUUGGUUACUUAUCGCAAUGCGUGGAAUUCAAUCUUGUGGUUCUUCAUCCGUUCAAAGUGUAUCGGCGGGAGUUAUAAGUGACAUCUUCAUUCCAUCUGAAAGAGGAAGUGCGUAUGGUAUCUUCUAUGCAGGUUAUCUUGCAGGUCAAAUGAUUGGACCAAUUUUUGGAGGAACUGUGAACCAAUUUCUUGGAUGGAGAUGGAUCUUUGGAAUUUGCACAAUAUUAGGCGGAAUACUAGUUAUCCUCACUUUCUUUUUCCUUCCCGAAACGUUCUAUAAUCGUCAAUUUGAAGAAACCUUACCUACGACAAUGACUUCAAGAGCACUAAAAUUACGAUUUAAUCCAUUUUUACCAUUAAAAUCAUUAUCAAAACCACAUAUUAUAUUAAUUGUAGCAUAUAUGAAUACAUUAGCAAUUUUACAUUAUGUUACAGAUGUUCUAAUUCCACGUAGCUUUAUUGAUGAUUAUAAUUUAAAUUCUUCACAAAUUGGACUUGUUUUCUUGGCCCCUACGUCCGGAUAUGUUAUAGGAAGUGUUCUCGGUGGGAAGUUUUCUGAUUAUAUUUUACGAAAAGCCAAGGCAAUGCAUCAUGGUAUCAUGGAACCUGAAAUGAGACUUCAUAGUGCUUGGAUUUCCGCCUUAAUUUUACCGACAUCUUAUGUCAUUUAUGGAUGGUUUUUAUCGGAAGAGGUUCAUUUGGCCUUGCCCGUUACUAUGUUAUUUAUUGCUGGUUUUAAUGGAUACAUAGUUCAAAGUUCGGUUAGUACGUAUUUAGUUGACGUAAGUCCCGAUAAUAGUGCAUCAGUACAAGCAGCGAAUAAUUUUAUAAGAUAUUCAACGUCAGGUAUAAUUAUAGCCUUUGCUGUAGAUAUUGAUGAAUUUAUUGGAGUUGGUUGGACUUUUACUUUAGCGGGAGGUUUAAAUUUCAUUGGAUUCUUCUUGUUAUUAAUUACAUUUUUCAAGGGAAAAUUAUGGAGAGAAAAAAACAAUUAA